CAAAUAGCGUUCCUCACUAACUCGCACGCUCUCUCCGGCUCCAUCACCACCACUCAGCACCACCGACCCAGAAGAAGACGCGUCUCUCUCUUUCCUCCAACAUUUCUUGCCAACAGCCGUUGUGUUCCUUCCCGCAAACAUCUUCUCCAGUCUUCAGAAGUGACGAGUGCCCGAGACGAGACAAAAAGUGGUGCAGAGAGAGACACGAGACGACAAGAAGACGUCCCCGUGCGAUAAGCUGAUCGCCGCAUUCAUUUGAUCCUCUAGAGAUCGUUUAGUGAGAUAAGAAGGAGAAGAUGUCGGCCGAGGUGGUAGAGAAGAAGCCCGUGGUGGGGGAGGAGAUCAAGAAGGAGGCUGAGGGGGACGAGGCCAAGAAAGUAGAGUCGCCGGAGAAGAAGAAAGAUGAGAAGGAGGAGAAGGAAGGCAAGGACGAGAAGAAGGAGGUGGCCCCACCACCACCACCCCCACCGCGCGUCCACAAGGCAGACUUUGAGAAGGACGUCGUCUACUUGUACCAAUUCUGUAGAACCCCCGUCCUCCCAUCACUCAGCCCCUACUCUCUCAAGGUGGAAAGUUUCCUCCGCCUCUACGACAUCAAGUAUGAGAAUGUUGACCACAAACUCAGAUACAAGUCAGCUAAGGGGCAGCUUCCAUUUGUGGAGUUAAAUGGAGAAGAGAUAGCUGACUCGGCAGUCAUUGUUCAAAAACUCAGCCAGCACUUUGGCGUGGAUCCGGAUGGAAAUCUUCGGACGGACGAGAAGAAUGUGUCUCAUGCGCUCAUAUCUAUGAUUGAGAAUCAUUUGUGUUGGGUGUAUGUAUACUGGCGUUCAAAAAAUCCUGAUGCUAUGAUUAAGGGUUGCAAACUAAGCCUUCAGCAUGCUCUCGGAUCAAGAAUUCCAAACGGUGUGCUAAAUAUUGUAUUUAAACUCACGUACUCGAGGAAGGGCGUCAAGAAGGUUAAGGCUCACGGUCUUGGUGUACACUCACCAGAAGAAAUUUUGGAAUUAGGAAAGCAAGAUCUGAAGGUUUUGGAAGAUACAUUGGGCAACAAGGAUUUCUUUUUUGGAGACAAGCCCUCCAACUUGGAUAUUGUAACGUUCUCAAACCUCAGUCAAAUUGCAUAUGUGGACAAGUGCGUGGAAUACGAUUUGCGGGACUGGAUGCUGGAGAACUGCCCCAAUCUUAAUGGAUUUUUGGCUCGUAUGAAGGAACGUUGUUUCCCAGACUGGGACACAAUUUGUACCUCUCUGAAGAUGAACACCCACUUGCCAGAACCGGAGCCAGAGGAGAAAAAGGACGAAGAGAAGGAGCCAGCCAAGGAGAAGGAGGGCGAGAAAGGGGAUGAAAUCAAAGCUGAGGGCGAGAAAAAGGAAGAAGUCAAAGCAGCAGAGGAAGCAAAGUAAAUCCUUCUUCUUCUCCUCCCCCUUCCCCCUCCAAAAAUUAUCCUUCUCUCGGCAGAACUCGUCCCAUUCAUCUUUACUAACAACAACAUUGAUUUUAAAAAAUGUAAUUGUCUGUGUCGUCUGCUGCCGAUAUGCAAAUGUGGCACUCAACCUGUGUGUGUAUGUAUGUAUGUAUAUGCGCGCGUGUAGCUCAUUAAAAGCGUAUGAAACUGUAAAAAUUCUCAAAUGCCUGAAAAAGAAUGCACAGACUACUCCAGCUAUUUAUAAAUUAUGAUAUUGUUUGCUCAUGUAAUUUCAACAGACUUUCAAAAAGGUACAGAUAUAAGCUAAACUGUUUUAGAGUAACAGAGUGCUGCUGUAAAUGUAUGUGAAAAAUAUAAGUUUCGAUAAUGUGUCAGGCAGUCACAGAUUGUAUUUUAGUUACACUGACAUGCGUACAACAGUUACAAAGCUAUUUUGUUACAUAAUCCUAUUUAUUGUUAUUAUUAAUCUUAUUUGCUAAGAUGUAUUUUCUUAUGUUGGCGUAUUUUUAUACAAAAUACGACGAAAAAGUUGUUUCCUGCCGGACCAAUGACAUUCAUUCUUAAUGUUGUGAAAACCAUCAUUUUAUCAUUUUUUUUUAAAUCUACGGCUAGCUGCUGACCUACUAAAGGGCUUAGCUUUUCUACAUCUAUAUAGCUUUUGCAAAGCUUUUGUAAUUUUAUACUACUAUAUUUGUGUACUUCAAAUCAAAAAUUGUUACUCGUCACCAUCAUCAUCAUGAUCCAACAGCAUCGCUUAAAUACCGAUUCCUCUCGAACAAGGAGAUAAUUUUAUUUUAAUCACAUAUAAUGAUUUUAAAGCCUACCAAGUAGAUACAAUUUUUAUAUUCAGUUCUUAUUUUAAUAAAUAUGAUGAUCUAUCUGUAUUAUUAUAUAGUUCUUGUGCAGUGCAAUGAUAUCGUUUCCUCAAAUAUUCCAAACUUGAAGCUUCCCAUAAAUAAAUAAGUGUUACAUAAAUGUUAUUUCACUUUUGGAUGAUGACGAUGCGCAGAAAAUAUUGCUUGUUUAACUGUUCCAUUUUAAGUAUUUCCCGUUAUUUCAUCAAGUAUUUAAUUGUAAGAAUGAGAAAUGAAAUGAUUAAAGCUUGUACAAAAAACAAACACAA
Molecule: messenger RNA, 2549 nt
Organism: Folsomia candida
Lineage: Eukaryota; Metazoa; Arthropoda; Collembola; Entomobryomorpha; Isotomidae
Gene: fax
Product: failed axon connections
Exons: 7
Coding region: 297-1403 (368 amino acids)
Cellular component (GO): cytoplasm
Source: RefSeq, a predicted model, not a curated record